CCGGGAGGGACCGCGACCCUUCCUCCAUCCCGGCCAGAAACCCGCGAUCCUUCCUCCAUCCCGGCCGGGACCGCGAUCCUACCCGCGAUCCUUCCUCCAUCCCGGCCAGAAACCCGCGAUCCUUCCUCCAUCCCGGCCGGGACCGCGAUCCUACCCGCGAUCCUUCCUCCAUCCCGGCCAGAAACCCGCGAUCCUUCCUCCAUCCCGGCCGGGACCGCGAUCCUUCCUCCAUCCCUGCAAAUCAGGGAUUAAAAAGCAUCAUCAUCUCAAGAUGUUUCCGUAGUCAGGGAAAAGCGAGAUAACCCAGAACUUCUGAAAACUGAGUGCUGCCUGCCGAGAACAGAGGGAUUUGGACAGCAUGAGGUGGUAUAAAUCUCUGAAAUGACAGCUGGAAUGCUUCAGGGUGAAGCAGUUGUCUGUUUCCAUCGUGGUUCAUUGUGGAAGAGGAGGUUUGGUACCCCCCAGUCCUCCUAUGAUACCACGGACACCAUCUCUGCUAGCCAGCAGCACUAUUGGUAGCAUCCCUACCAGAAAUAUCACCAGUGACGCUACUACCCAGUGGAGAGAUUUCACUUCUUCCUAUGGAAUGAAAUGACCUUUGGGAAGAGACACAGAUUUACUGUAAUUACCAUCAAAUCAAAAUGAGUUUAUUAGUGUUCUUAUUGUUGGCUGACAAAGGGUUGAACAAUUUUAAUAGACACAAUUUUAAGAUCAUCUUUAAAGGUCCCUUUCAACCCAAACCAUCCAAUGAUUUUACCAUUUCUGGUUUUUUUAUUAAACUUAGUUCUAACGCUUGACUAGCACACCCCACUGUAUUUCAGCUACACAGAAAAUGCUUCUUGUUUUUUGUCUGGAAGGAUUGUUUUUACCCUGGGUUGUUUCUCACAGUGGCACUGGAAUGAGUGAUGGGCAUCCACUGCUUGGAUGAGUCAUGGCACAGGCAGCCCAGGAAAACACAGCUGGCAUGCACCAGUGGUUGCACUGGGUGGCCAGGAGGACACUGAGAUGUGGAUCCCAGGCUGAGCACUUCCCUUGGGGAUGGAAAUCCCCUAGACUGUAGUUUUUAGCAACACUUGUCAGCAACCACCAUCUCUUCUGCUUUAGAAAUCAGCCUGGAAGCCCAAAUCCAGCCAGGGGCCCAGGUUUGCCCUGACGCUGUCAAUGAGUGAAAGAGCCCAGGAUUUGUCCCAGCUACUCAUGUCAGUUGAAAACACAGGAUCCAAGAUGUUCUCUCUCCUGCUGUGGAUCGCAGCUGCCAGGCCUUGGGAGGGGCAGAGCCAGGCUUCCCUUCCUGUCCUGAACCUUGGCCAUGACCAGUUUCUCUGGCUGGGCAGAAGGUGGGAAUUGAACUGGCUUUGGGAAAGCCUGGUUGUGGCACUGAGCCCACACUCCUGCCUGGGUGGCUGCAGGACCUCACUGAGGGCACCAGAGGCAGCAGAAGAAACAAUCCUCCCCUUCCCCACACAGAGCACGGCUCAGCUGCAUGGGAGCCGCUGCUGCUGCUGGCACAGGAUGUCUUCAGAGCCAGUGCCAGGUGCUGACACUGGCAGGAGAGGCCUGAAGAAGCCACGUCCGUUCAGCAUCGAGGACAUCCUCUCCAGCCCCGUGGAGAAGAGCCCCCAGGUCUUGGUGCCACUGUGCCUACGGAGCAUCUUGGACUGCACACCCAGGGGGCUAUGUGAGCUGGAACCCAUCCCAGCCAGCUCCCUGCAGGAGGAGGAGGAGGAAGAGGAGGAAGAGCUGGAAGGGUCAGGCUGCAACUGCUGCUGCUGUUCUCACACGAGUGCCCGUUCCCUGCAGGAGCUGCCGGGUUGGCUGGAUGCCCGGUUCCCCUGGCCCAUGCGGCUCUUCCACCCGGCGGUCAGGGUCUGUAAGAGCUCCCAGGAGAAGUCGAGCGAGCUGCAGAGCUUCCAGCAGAUCCAGCGCCGCACACGCCGGCACCGCACCAUAUUCACGGAGGAGCAGCUGCAGGCCCUGGAGACGCUUUUCCACCAGAACCAGUACCCGGACGUGGUCACCCGCGAGCACCUGGCAAACCGCAUUCACCUGAAGGAGGAGAGGGUAGAGGUUUGGUUUAAAAACCGUCGGGCGAAGUGGCGGCAUCAGAAGAGGGCGACUGCCUCAGCACUGGUCCUGCAGCCCAAGCAGCCCCCCAAGGAGAGCUGUUAGUGCUCACGGGCUGCGGAGAACCCGAGCCCCGCUGCCCAUAGCUGACAGGCUCAGGGGGGGAACCCGGGGGGGCUGUACAGCAAAAGGGAAUCCCACUGAUUCACACAGGAGGAGGACAGGUAAAAGAAGUCCUGGCACUUCCACAUGCCUCUUCCAAACCUAGUCCACGUGGCAAAUGACUCGGUGGGACAUGCAGCGGACAGAGCUGUACCGGUGUUAAAUGUGUGUGCUUUAAGAGAAGGGGAGGCUCCUCGUCUUUGCUCUGUGCACCUAGUAUUUGUGUUUGUUUUAUUGAUGUAGAUCUGCAAAAUAUCCUGCAAAUGAAUGUUUCCUGUUUGCAGCA
Catharus ustulatus (Swainson's thrush) is the source of this 2512-nucleotide messenger RNA. It is a transcript of the gene GSC2, whose product is annotated as goosecoid homeobox 2. Bases 1162 to 2169 code for a protein of 335 amino acids. The transcript has 5 exons. Gene Ontology annotation, biological process: regulation of transcription by RNA polymerase II. Gene Ontology annotation, molecular function: DNA-binding transcription factor activity, RNA polymerase II-specific; RNA polymerase II cis-regulatory region sequence-specific DNA binding. Gene Ontology annotation, cellular component: nucleus. NCBI's taxonomy places the organism in Eukaryota, Metazoa, Chordata, Aves, Passeriformes, Turdidae. The record is from RefSeq and is a predicted model, not a curated record.